This is a messenger RNA of Charadrius vociferus (killdeer), 1629 nucleotides long. It is a transcript of the gene TOM1L1, whose product is annotated as target of myb1 (chicken)-like 1. The record is from RefSeq and is a predicted model, not a curated record. Gene Ontology annotation, biological process: signal transduction. NCBI's taxonomy places the organism in Eukaryota, Metazoa, Chordata, Aves, Charadriiformes, Charadriidae. The transcript has 16 exons. The coding region runs from base 1 to 1629 and encodes 542 amino acids. Gene Ontology annotation, cellular component: endosome; membrane. Gene Ontology annotation, molecular function: ubiquitin binding; phosphatidylinositol binding; clathrin binding.
AUGUACACAGAGAGGCACCUCCUAUUUCUGAGAGUGUCAGAAGAUGUUGCUUUUGUGAAGCCGGCACACCAGCCAUGCUGCUGGCAAGGCUGCAGCGAUGCUGCGUCUUCUACGCUGUGCACAGUCGGAGGCUGGGAACACCCAGCAGCAGAUUCUCCCGGGAAAACUGCCUUUGCGUUGACCCACGCUUACACGUUCUGGUAUUCGCACUGCAGGUACUGGUGGGACCAGCAGCUGGAGCGCCUCAUCCCCAGCGCUGGUGACGAGCCCACCGGUCCCAAAGACCGGGCGACCUUUGGAGCGCUGCAGACGGAGGAGUGGGGACAGUUCAUGCACAUCUGCGACGUGAUCAACGCGACGGAGGAGGGGCCUAAAGAUGCAGUUAAAGCUCUAAAGAAAAAGCUUUCAAAAAACUGUAACCAUAAGGAGAUCAGGCUUACCCUGUCUCUGCUUGACAUGUGUAUGGAGAACUGUGGCCCAAGAUUCCAGUCUUUAGUUGUGAAGAAAGAUUUCUGCAAAGACAAGCUGGUGAAACUACUGAAUCCAAGAUACAAUCUGCCAAUUGACAUGCAGGAGAAAAUCUUGACCUUUAUCAUGACGUGGGCCCAAGGUUUCCAAGGAAUGGUGGAUGUGAGUGAAGUAAAAGAAGUUUAUCUGGAAUUGCUGAAGAAAGGAGUGGAGUUUCCAACUUCUGACACCAGCAGAGGGGGACCUAAGACUUCAUCUCGGCCUUCUACAAAGUCAUCACCAUCUUCUGCUAAUCCCGCGAAACGUUCUUUACUGCCUCUUCCUACAGGCCCAACAUUAUUGUUGACUGCUGAGCAGAUUGGGAAACUGUACAGUGAACUGGAUAUGGCAAAAAUGAAUGUGAGAGUCAUGUCAUCAAUAUUAAAAGAAAACGUUCCUGGAUCUGAAAAUCCGGAUGAUAUGAAUCUUUUACAGAAACUGUAUAAGACCUGUCGGAUGAUGCAGGAGAGGAUCAUGGAAUUGUUGGUGACAGUGGAGAAUGAAGAUGUGAUAGUUGAGUUAAUACAAGUAAAUGAAGAUCUGAAUAAUGUCCUCCUGGGACAUGAAAGGUUCUCUCGAAACAGAGUUCGUUUUUUGGAGAAUCAGAGAAUACAACGUGAACGCGCAGAGCUAUACAGGAAACAGCCAUCUGCUCCCUCAAGUGAUCUACUCGACCUCUCUGUAGAUUCUCCAUCCCCCGUGUCAACAGGGGUGCAAACUGACUCUGCAGUGUCUCCUUCAGGCCUUAAUUGCAUAUCUGCAGAUAUAAACAGGCAUCAUCCAUCAAUUUAUCCACAGAUAGAUUUGGCAACUACUAUAAAAGCUCAGCAAUUCCCAUUUGCAACUGAAGCACAAAACAAUAGUGUAAGCAACCCAGCUGGACAUUCAUAUAGCAAUUUGGCAACUCUUUUAAGCUCAGUGCCUCUGAAUCCAGUAAAUCUGCAGACUGGACAUACUACGUCAUUAAAUGGACCAUCAGCAGCAGCUGCAUCAAAGAACAAGUCACAGUCGCCUCAUUACUAUGAGAUAAUGGAAUUUGAUCCCUUGGCUCCCACUGAAGCUAUUUAUGAAGAAAUUGAUGUCGUGCUGAAGACAGAAGUUAAAAAGGAUACAGAAUGCUGA